Perkinsus marinus ATCC 50983 is the source of this 1506-nucleotide messenger RNA. Its product is annotated as vacuolar ATP synthase subunit b, putative. Gene Ontology annotation, biological process: ATP metabolic process; proton transmembrane transport. Lineage: Eukaryota; Perkinsozoa; Perkinsida; Perkinsidae. Gene Ontology annotation, cellular component: proton-transporting V-type ATPase, V1 domain. Gene Ontology annotation, molecular function: proton-transporting ATPase activity, rotational mechanism; ATP binding. The coding region runs from base 1 to 1506 and encodes 501 amino acids. The record is from RefSeq and is a predicted model, not a curated record. The transcript is spliced from 3 exons.
AUGUCCUCAGCUGCCACCGAUGCUCGAACUGCUGCCGCUGUUAACGCCGCUGCAGUGACUCGUGAUUACACAAUCAACCCUAGGGUUGAGUAUCAGACCAUUACUGGUGUCGAGGGGCCUUUGGUCAUUCUUGACAAUGUCAAGUUCCCCCAAUACAACGAGAUCGUCAACCUCACGCUUGCUGAUGGUUCCACGAGACAAGGCCAGAUUCUCGAAGUCAACGGUUCCAAGGCCGUUGUUCAAGUUUUCGAGGGAACUAGUGGUGUUGAUAACAAGAACUGCUACAUCGAGCUCACUGGAGAUACUCUGAAGAUGCCCAUGUCUGAUGAGAUCAUGGGUCGUUCUUUCAACGGUUCCGGUCAGCCCAUUGAUAAGGGUCCUCAAGUCUUGGCCGAGGAGUACUUGCCUAUCAAUGGUUCUCCCAUUAACCCCAAGUCUCGUCAGUACCCUAAGGAGAUGAUUCAGACCGGUCUGUCAGCGUUGGAUACGAUGAACUCAGUCGUCCGUGGUCAGAAGUUGCCUCUAUUCUCAGCUGCUGGUCUUCCCCAUAACGAGAUCGCUGCCCAAGUGUGUCGCCAGGCUCAGCUUGUUCAGGGUAAGGACAUUCACGAUCACUCCAAGGAGAAUUUCUCUAUCAUUUUCGGCGCUAUGGGUGCCAACAUGGAAACUGCCAGAUUUUUCCGCAAUGAUUUUGAGGAAAACGGCUCAAUGGAAAACGUCGUUCUGUUCAUGAACUUGGCCAACGACCCCACUAUUGAGCGUAUUGUUACUCCCCGGUUUGUGCUUACCGCUGCUGAGUACUUCGCAUAUGAGCGCGAACAGCAUGUGUUUGUCAUCUUGACUGAUAUGUCCUCAUACGCUGAUGCUCUUCGUGAAGUCUCUGCUGCUCGUGAGGAGGUCCCCGGUCGUCGUGGUUACCCUGGUUACAUGUACACCGAUCUCGCCACUAUCUACGAACGAGCUGGUCGUGUUGAAGGCCGUAACGGUUCUAUCACUCAGUUCCCCAUUCUGACCAUGCCUAACGAUGAUAUUACUCAUCCUAUCCCUGACCUUACUGGUUACAUUACUGAGGGCCAGGUCUUCGUGGAUCGGUCUCUACAUAACAGGCAGGUGUACCCCCCGAUUAACGUCUUGCCCUCACUCUCACGUUUGAUGAAGUCUGGUAUUGGCCGCGGUAUGACUCGUGACGACCACCCCAGUGUGUCCGAUCAGCUCUACGCUAACUAUGCUGUUGGUGUCGAUACUCGUGCUAUGAAGGCAGUCGUUGGUGAGGAAGCCCUCAGUGAGGAGGAUCACUUGUACUUGGAGUUCCUUGAUAAGUUCGAGUCCAAGUUCUUGAGCCAAGGCCCCUAUGAGAACCGUGAUAUCUUCCAGUCGUUGGAUAUUGCAUGGGAGCUUCUCCGUCUGUUCCCUGAGAGUAUGCUAAAGAAGGUGCCACAGAAGGUCAAGGACAAAUACUACCCCCGUGAUCGUGAGGCUCAGAAGGCUACUCAGGAGGCUAAAUAA